AUGUCCAGCAAGAUCACUAAUGUUGCACUUGCUGGUCACGAGAAUGAGGAGUUGCUUACUGAGAUUGCGCAGGCGACGGGUGUCCUGGGGUCCGCCAUCCUGAACGGUCUACUCGAAGCCAACUUCACUGUCACGGUGAUUGCUCGGAAGGGAGGGCAAACGUUCCCCUCUGGUGUGUCCGUCGAAGUCGUUGACACCAACUCGGUCUCUGCAAUCGCUGAAGCUCUUCGCGGUCAGGAUGCUAUCGUGGAUGCGACAUCUGGUCCUGAUCCCACCCUCCAGGGACGAAUCAUCGAAGCUGCUGUUUCCGCGGGAGUAUAUCGCAUAGUGAUGGGUGAGUUCAGUGUCGACCCUGAGGACCCCGUAGCCAGAUCGCCACUCAUCCACCAUGGGAAGAACCAGGCUUUCAAGCAGAUCAAGCAACUCGCUGCUGAAGGCAAAAUCACGUGGACUACCAUAUCGAAUGGAGCUUUCCUUGACUGGAACUUGCGAACUGGCUUCAUCAACAUCGACAUUCGCAGCAAGAAGGCCCGAUACAUGAACGACGGCACGAACCCGCUUCCUUGGACGAUGCUUUCUUCGAUCAGUACUGCUGUCGCCAACGUACUAAAGAAGGCCGAGCAUACCGAGAACCGCUCUUUCUACAUCUCCAACGUGAUCAAGAGUCAAAAGCAGAUGGUGGGCCUGGCGAAGGAGGCUCUGGGUAGCGAUGGCUGGGACGAGUCGAACCAAGACAUGGAUUCGAAGCUCAAGGGCGCGACUGAGGCUAUGAUGGCGGGAAAGGUCGACUUGGAGGUUAUCGGCGACAUGAUUCGAUGGUCUGCGGGAACAGUCCCCGCACCACGCUGGGAGCAAUUGGACGACAACGCGCUGUUGGGAGUGGAACGAAUGAACGACGAUGAGGUGCGCGAACUCAUCCGCGACAUCGCUUCAGAGGGCAAGUCAUCGCCUGAGUCAAUGCUUGCGAAUAAGUGA
Messenger RNA from Alternaria ventricosa, 975 nucleotides. RefSeq lists its product as uncharacterized. The coding region runs from base 1 to 975 and encodes 324 amino acids. Lineage: Eukaryota; Fungi; Ascomycota; Dothideomycetes; Pleosporales; Pleosporaceae. The transcript is spliced from 2 exons. The record is from RefSeq and is a predicted model, not a curated record.